AUGACCCACGAUGAAAUCUUUCGUCUUGUUGACGAGGCCAUUGAUUGCGCCCGACAGAAUGCGAGCGGUCGUGAGGUUCAAUGGGCUUCGUUGGUGGUAGUGGGCCUCGUGGUACGCACGGCCCAACAAGAGGGGGAGUCAAAUGAGGCCGUGAUGGACCGGGUAAUCCGAGCCCAAUACUUGGUGCCCAUGUCGUACUUGUCGUUUACUUAUUUCACGGUGGAGUAUGCACCGAAGAUUUACAACAUACCCUACGUUUUCAUAAGAGAUAUUCGUAAAAAGGUGGAUAAAAUUGACGCUUCCAUCUCGAAAAAGAGAUGGCACGUAACUCUCGCCCGCACGAUCUUUAGAUUCCAUCUUUCGAGGGCCUCCAAGAUUGAAACGAGCAUGUUAUCGUGUUUCUUGCAAGUCACCUUUAUAGUCAAAUAUUCGGUCCCGAGCUUCUCCACAUUCACGUCCUGUUAG
This is a messenger RNA of Striga hermonthica, 465 nucleotides long. NCBI's taxonomy places the organism in Eukaryota, Viridiplantae, Streptophyta, Magnoliopsida, Lamiales, Orobanchaceae. The record is from the annotation of a GenBank genome assembly.